UUUCUAGCUUGAUUUCGAAAGGAGACAAGACUAAUCAUACCCCACAAGUGUUGUGUGUUUGUGUGAUAAUAAUUUUAGGUUGAAGUAAUCAUGUGAGAGUCAAGUGAAGUGUGAAGUGUUAUCUUCAAAGCUCUAACCAUGGAGGCACCAUUACUAAUGAGAGAGUCAAGUCCUCCAACAGAAUCUGAUGAUUACCUGGAAGUGAAGAACUUGAAGGAUGCAAAAUUUGUGUUGUGCAGUGAGACAGUGAAGUUAUGGAAGAUUGCAGGGCCAGUGGCACUCUCCUCACUCUUUCAGUUUCUCACAGUUUCUUCACUCAACAUCUAUGCUGGUCACCUUGGAGACAUUGUUCUAUCUUCCAUCUCUCUUUACCUUGGUGUCAUAUCCUCCUUUUAUUAUAAUUUCUUGUUUGGCAUGUCAUCAGCACUGCUAACACUAUGUGGACAAGCUUAUGGAGCAGGACAAGUUAAAUCCACUGGAAUCUAUCUCCAAAGAUCAUGGAUUGUGCUAACUAUGAGCUGCAUAAUCCUCUUACCAACUCACAUUUAUGCAACUCCAAUCUUAGAGUUCCUUGGCCAAGACAAAGAAAUAUCAGAGCUUGCUGGAAACUAUGCAUUGAAAGCAAUUCCAUCCAUGUUCUCCUUUGCUUUCAUACUCCCCACACAAAGAUUCCUUCAAGCUCAAAGCAAGGUUAUGGUGAUAACAUGCAUAACAUUUGUGGCCCUACUUGUACAAAAUUUGCUUCUUUAUGUCUUCAUCUAUGGAUUUGAUUGGGGCUCAACAGGGUUGGCUAUGGCUCAUAGUGUCUCACAUUGGGUUCUUGCUUUGGCUCUUGUUGUGUAUGCUUCUUGUUGGUGUAAGGAAGGUUGGAGUGGUUAUUCUUUCUUGGCUUUCAAAGAUUUGUUGCCAUUUACUUGGCUAAGUCUUUCUUUAUCUGUUAUGACAUGCUUGGAGCAAUGGUAUUCUACUUUCAUUGUCCUUCUUGCUGGUCACUUAGACAACCCUGUUAUUGCUCUUGCUUCCUAUUCUAUUUGCACCAAUAUUCAGGGUUGGUACUUGAUGCUGCUACUUGGAAUAAGCACUGCCAUAAGUGUUCGAGUGUCCAAUACGCUUGGCAUGUCACAUCCAAGAGCAGCAAGAUACUCAUUCAUUGUGACAAUGUGUGAAUCUCUCAUCAUUGGAAUUUCAUUCAUGAGUGUUGUUUUGUUGUGUAAACAAAACCUUGCCAUGAUCUUCACCAACAGUGAGGAUUUGAUCAGAGCAGUGGCUGAUUUAGCUUACCUUCUUGCUCUAACCAUGCUUCUUAGUAGUGUUUCACAAGUCAUAUCAGGUGUUGCAAUUGGAAGUGGAUGGCAGGUGAUGAUUGGAUACAUAAACUUGGCAUGUUAUUAUAUUGUUGGACUCUCUCUUGGCUAUUUUCUUGGUUUCAAUUACCAUGUGGGACUUAAGGGUCUGUGGGGUGGCACACAGUGCGGUAGUGUCAUUCAAAUAUUUGUCCUUAUACUAAUUAUUUGGAAGACCAACUGGACCAAGGAGGUGGAACAAACAGCUAACCGAAUGAGAAUAUGGGGCUCUAGCAACCACCACAAGGAGAUGAUGGCUAUAUAA
Arachis duranensis is the source of this 1608-nucleotide messenger RNA. Its product is annotated as protein DETOXIFICATION 35. Gene Ontology annotation, cellular component: membrane. The coding region runs from base 139 to 1608 and encodes 489 amino acids. Gene Ontology annotation, biological process: xenobiotic detoxification by transmembrane export across the plasma membrane. Lineage: Eukaryota; Viridiplantae; Streptophyta; Magnoliopsida; Fabales; Fabaceae. Gene Ontology annotation, molecular function: xenobiotic transmembrane transporter activity; antiporter activity. The record is from RefSeq and is a predicted model, not a curated record. The transcript is spliced from 7 exons.